This is a messenger RNA of Closterium sp. Yama58-4, 834 nucleotides long. The record is from the annotation of a GenBank genome assembly. NCBI's taxonomy places the organism in Eukaryota, Viridiplantae, Streptophyta, Zygnematophyceae, Desmidiales, Closteriaceae.
AUGUCACGCAUUGCCGUGACGGACGGCCUCGUCCGCACCGCCUCUGUGUCCAGCACCACUCAGGCGAACUCCCUCCGCUCCUUCGUCUGCGCCAAGCCUGCUUCCGGUUCCCGCCGAUCACUGGCAAUCAGGGCUGCCGCUGAGGUGCAGAGCGCGUCUGCUGAUUCCGAUAGCAUCUCCGCGGAAGUCGCGGCUCUGCCUGAAGCUGGCGACACCGUCGGCGUUCAGCCGAAGAAGAGGGUCUCCCCUCUCGAGAAGGGAGGUACUCUCAGUGGCAAGGAUGCUGCAGGCAAGGAUCCCAGCCUCGCGACGCUGGGCAAGCUUAACGCGGUUGUGACCGGGGAGAAGUUCUCUGAUCCACGGUGGAAGAACGGCACGUGGGACAUUUCGCAGUUCACCGUUGACGGCAAGACCGACUGGGACGCCGUCAUCGAUGCCGAGGUCGCGAGGAGGCAGUGGCUCGAGAUUAACCCCCAGUCAUCGAACAAUGACGAUCCCGUGGUCUUCGACACCUCGCAAGUCCCCUGGUGGGCGUGGGUCCGUCGCUUCCAUCUCCCCGAGGCUGAGAAGCUCAAUGGCCGUGCUGCCAUGGUUGGGUACUUCAUGGGUUAUCUCGUUGACUCCGCGACUGGUGCUGGCCUGGUGGAUCAGACUUCUGGUUUCCUCGGCAAGCUGCUGCUGUUCAUCACUGUCGUUGGCGUCCUGUUGAUUCGCAAGAACGAGGAUGUCCAGGAGAUUAAGAAUGCUGCAGAGGAGUGGACCUUUUAUGACAAGCAAUGGCAAGCAGCGUGGAAGGAAGGACCACCUCCUGCGAACAAGGAGACGGAGGAGUAG